ACACAGAGCAUACACAACACACAUAUGGCGGACGCGCCGGCCAUGGCGGCCGGCAUGACGGGCGCCGAGGCGCCCGACGGGCCUGGUGGCGCUGGCGCGGGUGGUGCUGCGGCAGAGGAGCAGAUGAUGGGCCCGCCGUUGGACGAGCCCGGCUUCCCGUCGCUGCCGAUGUUCAAGGGCGAGCUGAAUGAGUGGAUAAACGCGACCACGCCGCAGCGGCUCGCGAUGGUCAGCCUCGGCCUGCGGGAGGGCCUCGGCCUGAGCGGGAUGGGCAUGCUGGCUGACGACGGCAACGGCAUGCUCCAGUCGGGUCUGACCUACGGGACACGCUUCGGCGCGCUCAAGGCGGAGGUGGUGUCGCAGGGCGUGCUGCAGACGACACUCGAGGGCUUCAUGCCGCUGCCCUUCCUGCAGCUCACCACGCAGCUCGCCUUCAUGCCUCAGGGCCUCGCGGGCGGCGCAAUGCAGAGCGUGCUCAUGAGCCCGAUCGGCGCAAUCAUCGGCUCGGCCAACCUGGGCGGGCAGCUCUCGGCGGAGCUGCUGCUGCCCCUCCAGCCAUUUGGGGAGGACUCGCAGCUGCUGCUCGGCGCCAACGCUUGGGGCCUGCCCGGCGCGUGGGGCGGCUCCAAGUUUGCCGUCGAGUACACGCAGGCCGAGCCGACGGCUGACGGCUCGAUGCCGACUCGGAUCGGCACGGUCACCGCAGAGGUGACGCGGCCGCGGGCGGGCUCGCCCAACGGCGUGAGCGGCUCCCUCUCCGCCUGCCAGCAGCUGGGCGGAGGCGACGCCCUCAACGCCACCUUCGAGGUGACCCCUCGCGGCGAGCGGGUGCUGUCGAUGGGAGGGAGCAAGCAGGUGGCGCGCGGAGUGCGGCUGCGCGGCCGCACCGCCUCCAACGGCCUGCUCGCGCUCGCGCUGCAGAUGGAGAGGGAGGCAGCCCAGCUGACUGUCGCCGCGGAGGUGGACACCACCCCGGCGGGCAGGCCGCCCAGGUUUGGCGCCACGCUCAUGUUCAACCGCUGAGCCGCGCGAGGCCGGGGCGCGGCCUCGGUCGGGUCGCCGCCCCCGAGGCUGCCGGCCAGACACUGCCAAGAGCGCGGGGGAGGGGCGGCGGCGAGGAGGGGAGGGGCGCCCGGCGCCGCCCCGCAGCGGUUAUUGCUCCGGCGGCGAAAGCUCAGCCGUCUGAUCUCUCUCACACACGCACAUGCGUUCGCUGCGCUGAGAGGUAGCGACACCCUUGGACCAUUUUAAUAUGCGGCGC
Emiliania huxleyi CCMP1516 is the source of this 1261-nucleotide messenger RNA. RefSeq lists its product as hypothetical. The record is from RefSeq and is a predicted model, not a curated record. Lineage: Eukaryota; Haptophyta; Isochrysidales; Noelaerhabdaceae. The transcript is spliced from 2 exons. Bases 25 to 1023 code for a protein of 332 amino acids.